AUGCCCGGCAUAUCACCUGAUGUCAUCAGCCACAAGCUCAGCAUCUCCACCGCCCACAAACCGCCCACAAGCUCGUACGAUGCCGAACGGUACGAGGCAAUGCGUGCCGAAGUUGACAAGCUCAAAGCCAUCGGCUUUAUCAGGGAAGCUACGUACCUUGUUUGGCUUGCCAACUCAGUCAUGGUUCGGAAGGCCAGGGGAGGAUGGCGGAUGUGUCAGGACUAUUCCGACCUGAAUAAGGCUUGUCCGAAGGACAGUUUCCCCUUACCGAGGAUCGACCAGCUCGUCGAUGCUGCCGCCGGGCACGAACUGCUCAGCUUCAUGGACGCGUAUUCAGGAUACAACCAGAUCUUCAUGGACCCUGCCGAUAGAGAACAUACGGCAUUCAUCACGGAUCGCGGUUUGUACUGUUACAAUGUCAUGCCCUUCGGCCUGAAGAACGCGGGGGCAACUUACCAACGGCUCGUCAACCGGAUUUUUGCUAAAUACAUCGGCGGCAUCAUGGAGGUGUAUGUCGACGACAUGUUGGUAAAAAGCCAAACGGCAGGGGAUCACCUGGAAAACUUGGCCCUCAUGUUCGGUAUUCUAAAGGACUACCAAAUGAGGCUGAACCCGACGAAGUGCGCCUUCGGUGUAUCUUCCGAAAAAUUUCUCGGGUUCAUGAUCAGUCAAAGGGGAAUCGAGGCCAAUCCCGAGAAAAUCAAAGCCAUAAUCGACAUGGAGACGCUGAAGACGCAAAAGGACAUUCAGAGCCUUACCGGACGUGUCGCUGCCUUGACACGUUUCAUCUCCAAGGCUACCGAUAAAUGCGUGCCAUUCUUCAAAGCUUUGAAAGGGGGCAAACAUCAUAUAACAUGGACUCCCGAAUGCGACCAGGCAUUUCAAAACUUGAAGAACUACAUGAGCCAGGCACCACUGUUAUCAAAACCGCUCCCAGGGGAGGUACUACUCCUAUACCUUUCGGUAUCCAAUACUGCCGUUAGCUCAGUGUUGAUAAGGAAGCUGGAGAAGGCGGAGCUACCGAUCUUUUAUGUCAGCAAGGCGCUCCAGAGCGCAGAGCUUUGCUACCCACCCUUGGAGCAGCUAGCACUGGCCCUGGUCGUCUCGGCGCGAAGACUUCGCCCUUACUUCCAGGCUCACGAGAUCACAGUUCUGACGAACCAGCCUCUUCGGCAGGUGCUCCAGAAGCCGGAAACAUCUGGUCGAUUGGUCAAAUGGGCAAUCGAGUUGGGGGAGUUUGACAUACAGUUCAAACCAAGGCCUGCAGAAAAAGGCCAAGCCGUUGCCGACUUCAUCUCCGAGCUCACACCUCCCGCUCUAUCGGAACCAUCAUCGCCGAGCGCCAUCCCUCUUGCACCAGAGAAAGUGGAUACUGAACGCUUCAACACCUCCGUUCCUCUCUGGAUCCUGCAUGUGGAUGGCUCGGCAAACCAGCAAGGCUGUGGCACCGGGUUGGUGUUAACCACUCCUGACGGUAACAAAAUCGAGUACGCCCUCCGAUUCAACUUCCGGACCUCCAAUAAUGAGGCGGAAUAUGAGGCCCUCCUGGCUGGCCUUCGGCUAGCCCAGAGCAUGAGCGCGAGGCAGAUCAGCAUUCACAGCGACUCCUAG
Messenger RNA from Prunus armeniaca (apricot), 1611 nucleotides. The record is from the annotation of a GenBank genome assembly. Lineage: Eukaryota; Viridiplantae; Streptophyta; Magnoliopsida; Rosales; Rosaceae.